This is a messenger RNA of Haliotis rubra (blacklip abalone), 3577 nucleotides long. Its product is annotated as solute carrier organic anion transporter family member 3A1-like. The transcript is spliced from 11 exons. Gene Ontology annotation, cellular component: membrane. Gene Ontology annotation, biological process: transmembrane transport; sodium-independent organic anion transport. Gene Ontology annotation, molecular function: protein binding. NCBI's taxonomy places the organism in Eukaryota, Metazoa, Mollusca, Gastropoda, Lepetellida, Haliotidae. The record is from RefSeq and is a predicted model, not a curated record. The coding region runs from base 194 to 2047 and encodes 617 amino acids.
GCCUACUCUCACACUUUCUGGUGGUCUGCGUUAAUGGUCGAGUAUCACAUGGAUCUAAAGCUACGCGUUGAACAUAAACUAGGAAGUAUAUUGAUGGCUUGCAUGCUUUGAAGAAGCAAUGUAGAAGUGUCUGUGUUUGGGAUGACGUAAUUAAAUUUACAAGUCAACCGUCAGAAUUUUCAGGAAUAUCACGAUGUCGUCGAACGUUGCAACCAUUAAUGAGACGGGGAGACGUCGACGUCAUUGUUUCAGCAACAUCAUCGGCUUCGCUAGCGUCUUCAGCGUAGCGUCUCUUGUUGUGGAGACAGUAAAGACGUACACGGUGUCCCAGAUUACGACGUUAGAGACACAGUUUGGGCUCAGUAGCACCAAAAGCGGUUUUCUAGUAAGCUGCAAUGAAAUCGGUUUCCUUUCGACCAUUUUCCUUUUCGGCCAUUUUGGAGGAAAGCGGUUCAUACCGAGGAUCCUGUCUUGCGCACUGGUGUUGUUUGGCUUGGCUAAUUGCAUGCUGGGACUGUUGCGCUUCAUAAACCCUACGUCACUUCCUGGUAUAGAUGAAGCAUCUUUCAAUCACUCCUCCACUCACACUGUCCGGCUUUGUGAGGAUUCAGCAAAUGUCAGCGAACGAUGUCCUGAUGUGGAGGAUGAAAGGACCGGCACUAGUCAGUGGAUGUUCAAUGUAUUUGCUGUGUGCAUGGUGCUUCAAGGGAUUGGGAAAUCACCACGUCUUUCCCUGGGUCUUCCCUAUCUUGACAAUAACUCCCGUGAUAAACAACAGUCAAGCUUAUUCACAGGUAUCAUCAUGACUAUCACAUUCCUUGGACCAGUUCUAGCAUUCGGGCUGGGUGGAGUAUUGAGCAACAUACCCGUGGAUCUGAGUGAUUCCAAGUUAAGUCCGCUUCAUCCUGAGUGGAUUGGGGCAUGGUGGAUUGGCUACCUGUUGUUCGGAUGUGCCGCUCUCGUUCUGGCUAUACCUUUAGGCUGCUUCCCAAAACACAUACGGGCACCCAAAGACCAACACACAGUCCAUGUUCUGGAAACUACAACCUCACUUAAGAGAGAUAUUGUGGACUUACCAAGAUCGGUAUUACGGGUUGUGAAGAACCCAGUAAUUGCCUGUAUCCUUCUGGGCGAUUGCAGUGCCUUAUUCUUUAUUGGGGGCUAUUUGAGUUUUGCACCUAAAUACAUUCAGAGCCAAUUUGGCACAACGGCUGCCGAAGCAAAUUUCAUCUAUGGUAUUAUAGGUUUGUUCUGGGCCAUUGUGGGGACAUUACUUGGAGGUAUCCUCACGAGCAAACUCAAGCUGACCAACAGGGGAUGCGUGAAGCUGAUAGCCGUUCUUACAGCCUUUGGCACAGUCCUCUACACCCUCAUGUGGGCCUUUGGAUGUGACAACCCAAACAUCAAUGGUCUAGGUGGCGAUGGAAUGAUGAACAGCACUUCCGUUUGUAAUUGUGAUGCAAACGAAUUCCUGCCACUGUGUGGGGUUGACGGGGAGACAUACAUCAAUCCCUGUCUUGCAGGAUGUCAGUCUCAGAAUGGAACUACGUAUACGGGAUGUAGCGAGAUUCCUGGGGAUGAGGGGACGGCUGGAUGGUGCCAGAGAGAUUGCCCCUUCUUGUACCCCUACCUACUCGUUGACCUUGUAGCCGGCACCGUGGCGACAGUGUCCAUAGUUCCUGUUUUCAUGAUCAUCAUCAAGACUGUUGAGCCGCGUGACAAAUCAAUGGGUCUAGCUAUAUCGGCUUUCCUGAACGGUGCUGUAGGUUUCCUCCCAUCACCUGUUGUGUAUGGGAUGGUGAUUGACAGCACGUGCAGACUGUGGCAAAUAAAGUGUGGCGAGACUGGCGCAUGCGCACUGUAUGAUCUCCCACUUCUGCGCUAUCGCAUGAAGUCUAUGGAUAUCGGACUUCAAGUACUGUCGUCAGCUUGCUUCAUUGUGGCUUUCCUUUUGUUUAAAAAUGGCUUCGUUCAGGAGUCGCUUGAUACAGAUUCAUCAGAUGUCCAGUCAGAAAUGGCAGAGGAAAGACAGCAGCUGGAAAUUUAACACUUGUUAGAAACUAGAAAUAUAGCAUUUUCAAAAGAACAACAGAAUCUGUCUCAUAUGAUUUGGCGGACCGUUGUAUGCCAGGGACAGGAUGGGUUGAUGCUUGGUUCAUCUCCCUACUGAGAUGAGAUGAAGUGGGGCUUUAACAUCGGGCUCAAGAUCAUUGAAUUUAUACAGCCGAGUGCUCGCAUAUGUGGCUGGUUGUACUAGUCGAGGGCACUAAUCCACCAUGUCAUACUUUAAUAUGAAUAGCCAGUUCAGACACAGUGCAUUCCAUGUACAUUAAUGUAUCAUGUCUUACUUUAACAUGAAUAGCCAGUUCAGACACAGUAUAUUCCAUGUACUCUAAUGUACCAUGUCAUACUUUAACAUGAAUAGCCAGUUCAGACACAGAAUAUUCUAUGUACAUUAAUGCACCAUGUCAUAAUUUAAUAUGAAUAGCCAGUUCAGACACAGUGUAUUCCAUGUACUCUAAUGUACCAUGUCAUACUUUGACAUGAAUAGCCAGUUCAGACACAGUGUAUUCCAUGUACUCUAAUGUACCAUGUCACACUUUAACAUGAAUAGCCAGUUCAGACACAGUGUAUUCCAUGUACUCUAAUGUACCAUGUCACACUUUAACAUGAAUAGCCAGUUCAGACACAGUAUAUUCCAUGUACAUUAAUGUAUCAUGUCAUACUUUAACAUGGAUAGCCAGUUCAGACACCGUAUAUUCCAUGUAAUCUAAUGUACCAUGUCUCACUUUAACAUGAAUAGCCAGUUCAGACACAGUAUAUUCCAUGUACAUUAAUGUACCAUGCUAUACUUUAACAUGAAUAGCCAGUUCAGACACAGUAUAUUCCAUGUACUCUAAUGUACCAUGUCAUACUUUAACAUGAAUAGCCAGUUCAGACACAGUAUAUUCCAUGUACAUUAAUGUAUCAUGUCAUACUUUAACAUGAAUAGCCAGUUCAGACACAGUAUAUUCCAUGUACUCUUAUGUACCAUGUCAUACUUUAACAUGAAUAGCCAGUUCAGACACAGUAUAUUCCAUGUACUCUAAUGUACCAUGUCAUACUUUAACAUGGAUAGCCAGUUCAGACACAGUGUAUUCCAUGUACAUUAAUGUACCAUGUCAUACUUUAAAAGGGGUACCCAACUCAGACACAGAGAUACCCAACUCAGACACAGGGAUACCCAACUCAGACACAGUACACACUCCAUGCUCCGUCACAUAUCAUCUUUUCACUUGUUUCGACCUUCCUCUCUAAGGGCAGACACUCUAACCAUUGCAAUAUGGAGACUGUCGUCCUACUUGUUAUGAUCGGUGUAACAAUGUGUGACGUGGGUGAAUGUUUUAAUCGUGAGUUGAUGACGUGGUGUUUCUUCAUGAGAUCAAACCGUGGUUCGCUCGGACCAGACUCGAUAUAACACAGAAGUGAGAGAGACACUCCUUAGUUGAGACUGGAUGCGUUGAUCGACCAACACUCAUUCUCAUGCCAUGUAGUAGACCCAUUAUCAUAUACAAUGUAAUAAACUGCAUAUUAUGUG